Molecule: messenger RNA, 1828 nt
Organism: Adineta steineri
Lineage: Eukaryota; Metazoa; Rotifera; Eurotatoria; Adinetida; Adinetidae
Source: the annotation of a GenBank genome assembly
GCGGACCAACUGCAACAAGUCAUUGGAGUAAGUUAUUAAAUUUCUUAUCCUAUUAAUAAAGAAGACAGUUUUUAUUUUAUUUAGUUAUACCAGAAUUACUUCUAUCAAGUAGAUAUCCAGGCCUAGAAGAUUUUGAUGAGCAUCAAUACAUAACACGAAGGUUGCAGAUACUAUUUGUUUGAUUUUGUCAUAAUUUCUAUAAACAAAAUUUGAUAUAUAGAUUGAUUCUUGAUCUCAUACGUUUAUCAAUAGUUUGGUAAGACAUAUAGUAAAUUUAUUUGAUAGAUUGUAUAAUCACAGAAACAAAUAAAGAAUGUGAUAGUAUUAACAAUAUUCUUAUUACAAAUGAGCAAGAUCAUAAAUUCUAUUCAGCACUUAUUUAUAUUCACAUUGUAAAUCAGCAUCUUAUAAAAAUACUCAUAAAAUACAUAAUCAUCUUUCAUUGUAUUAUUUUCCUAUGUUCAUAAGUUCAUUAAUAUCAAGUAUUCGAUCGUUUUCAACUCAUUAUUAACGUCAUUUUAUCAAUUAUAACCGAACCCAAUGAACAAUUACUUCUUUUAGACUAGACUUUUGCUGUUUUCAAAUAAAAAGAUAAAGAACUAUUCUUUAUUUUUUUACUCUGGGCAAGAAAAAUACUUUUCGAAAAACAACAGUCACAUGAAGAAUAAAAACAUAAAGUAAUGAAAAGAGUAUUAAAAUCAUAACUGAAUCUCUUAUUUACCUUCAAAGAGUUGUGCGUAAUGAAUGAAUUCCUAUAGAGACAUGAAUCUAUUCAAGUGAUGUUUGCUUUUACCUUUGUCAAUCAAACAAUUUCAUAUAACUGAUCAUGCAGUCUAUAUAUCGAAUGAAAAUAAAAAUGGAUCAUGAAAUGAAAAUAAUAGACAUAGAGAAGAUUUUUCUAUAACGAACGCUUAGAAAAUAAACAUUUCAAUACACAUAAAUGAAUAAACCAAUCAAAAAAAAAAGACAUGUACUUUUAAUUUCAAAGGGCACGAACACCUACUGUGAGGAACAAUUUUAUGUUCUUUCAACGAAAAGAGAAAUGUGAGAAGUAAUGAAAAAAAAAAGAGUAACGAAAAAUCACUUAUUGCUGCCUAUACUUUAUUUUUUCAUCGAUCACACAAAAAAUAAUGCGAUUUAUCAAUGUCUUGUUUUUCAUUAUAUCUCUUUCAUCUGUAAAAGGUUUGCUACAGAUUAUCUUUUUCUACUUGAUUCUAUCAUAAUAUAAAUAAACUCUAGGACAAACUACACAACUACCUAAUUAUUCUUGUAGUGAAAAUAAUGUUUCUGUUCAAUUUACAUUAUCUUCAUCAUUUCAUUCAGCAUGGAAUCCAACAUCAAAUUGUUCUUUACAACAAUGUAAUACAAGCUUGAAUGGUAAUAAUAAUUGUCUUUCAUCAACAACAACUUGUUUUGAUUAUCGAACUAUAAAUAAUAUUCGUUAUUGUGCACCUGGUAUUUUAUGUUCAAUAUUAGAAAGAUGUGAUAAUAUUACACAAAUAUGUUCAUCAAAUAAUUCAGUAUGCGUUAUCAAUUCGUGUUGUUCAUCACAAGCAAUAUGUUUACCAUUGCUAGCAACACAAAUGUGUAAAACAGGAUGGUUUUCUACUGGUAAUAUGAGUGAUGCACGAUAUUAUCACACAGCAUCCGUAUUAUCAAAUGGAAACGUAUUAGUUACUGGUGGAACAGUAAAUGGCACCAACUAUUUAAAUAGUGCUGAACUGUAUAAUCCAUCGACAGGUACUUGGACAAUUACUGGUAACAUGAGUAAUGCACGAUAUUAUCAUACAGCAUCUGUAUUAUCGAAUGGAAAAGUAUUAAUUACUGG